Molecule: messenger RNA, 2134 nt
Organism: Poecilia reticulata (guppy)
Lineage: Eukaryota; Metazoa; Chordata; Actinopteri; Cyprinodontiformes; Poeciliidae
Gene: adob
Product: 2-aminoethanethiol (cysteamine) dioxygenase b
Cellular component (GO): mitochondrion
Molecular function (GO): oxidoreductase activity, acting on single donors with incorporation of molecular oxygen, incorporation of two atoms of oxygen
Source: RefSeq, a predicted model, not a curated record
UCGAAGUGAAACGAAGUGACCGUUAAAUGCAGAUUUUCUGCCUCGAGGUCAUAGAUUCAGAGAUUAUUAUGAAAUUCGUUAUUUUUUCCGAAACAUUUAAACAUUAAUGUGUUUAGAAAAUAACAAAGCGAUUAAACGAACAGCAAGCAGGACGUGUUAUACAUAAAGUCGCUUUACUAUAGAAUCGUAUUCAUUUUUGGCGACGAGCAAAGAUCCUUAAGUUCGAAGCGGGUUGACAGCGGAGUGAAGUAUCUUCACAAUAAACUAUCUUUGAAGCUAACUGAGGGGCUACGGCUAACCGCAGGCAGCGGACCCGGGCAGCGGCGCUCCUGAUCCGGGAUGAUGCCAAGCGACAGCACCAUGACUUCCAUCGUCCAGAGAAUAGCCCGACAGGCUCUGGUCACCUUCAGGAACCCACCAGGACUCGGUGAGGAGAGCGGAAAGUCCUUCGUAGAGAAUCACGGUAAACUGAAGACCUUGAUGACGGAAGUCCGAGCGGCGGACCUGAAGCUCGUCCCGCGGAGAGCCGAGGACAGCGCGCCGCGGCCGAACCCGUACCACCACGGAGUACCGCCGGUCACCUACAUGCACAUCUGCGAGACGGACCAGUUCAGCAUGGGGGUGUUCCUGCUGAAAACCGGCGCCUCCAUCCCGCUGCACGACCACCCGGGCAUGCACGGCGUGCUCAAAGUCCUCUACGGGAAGGUCAGGAUCAGCUGCUUCGACCGGCUGGAGCGGCACGGCGGCGGGACGCAGGCGGCGCCGCCGCUGCCCCCGGCGCCGAUGGGCGCUCUGCGGCGCUCCGUGCUCCGGUCCUCUGCCGAAUACACGGAGGAGAGCGGGCCCUGCGUCCUCUCUCCGGACCGGGACAACCUUCACCAGAUCGACGCCGUGGACGGGCCGACGGCGUUCAUGGAUAUUCUGGCCCCGCCGUACGACCCGGACGACGGCAGGGACUGCCACUACUACCAGGUUCUGACCGAAUCGGAACCGAACUCCGCGGACGGGAAGGAGAAGGAGGUCUGGCUCAUGGAGAUCUCCCAGCCGCCUCACUUCUGGUGCGGAGGGGAGCCGUACCCCGGUCCGGAGGUGCACCUGUGAUCCGCCCGGACCGAACCUGGUUAAAUGGACCUGCCCAGGCCCGGUCCCGAACCGGGCUUCACGGACCUGGGCAGACUGGUACCACUUUAGAAUAAAGCUCCCCUUAUAGAUGGCUAAUAAAUAAUUUAGAGAUGCAAAUCUUUAGUUUUCAGAUUCAUUCCGAUUUUUAGGAUUCGAUUCAAAACGACUUUCGAUUAAAGCGAUCUAUUGUGUGCCUGACCAGUCUGACCAAAACAUUUAUUUAAACGAUGUUCUAAGACCAGAUUCCUUCAGUUUAUAUUUAAACAUAAAUAUUUUUGUGCAUGAAAUCCUGUAACUUAAAUCAGCAGUAUGACGUCAGACUAGCUGCCUCGCUUUUCCUUAAAUCCAAACAAAACUGUCAGUUAUUCAUUAUAUAAUUUUACAAAAAAACGAAGCAGACUGAAAAUGAUUUUUUUUUAGCGUAUUGAAUCGAUUCAUCAUUGCGAUUUUCUAUAGAAUCAGUUUUUCUGCACAUCUAGUAGACAUUCAUCUAUAAACACUUAAUGAAUCAUUAAUAACUGUUUAUUAUUAAGGGUGAGAAUGAGACUCUGUGCUAACAUAAAGCAUUUACUAAUGCUUAUUGUGCAAAGUAGUCACAAUAAAUAUUGUGAGUAUAUAUUUUUAUCUGGUAUAUUAACUAGAUAAAAUAUACAGGUGAACCGACUUGCCUCAACUGUAGAGUUUUUCUCCUUACCUCCCUGAAUUAAUGGUUUAUAAAGUAUUUAGAUAGUAAUUAACAUGUAUUAGCCAUCUGUAAAGAGGAGCCUCACUGUAAAGUGGUUCUGACCCAAAUUAAACAUAAUUCUGACUCAGAAUGUGAGUUCUCCUGCAGUCAGUCAGUCAUAAUCUGUGCAGACCUGACAUGUUAUCUGCUGCUCCACAUCUGGACUUUAUGACAUGUUUUUAGUAAUAAUUCAACAACACGCCCACUGGAGGCGUUUGCUGCUCUGUCAUUGAACAUUUUCAGACCAGCAGAGAUGAAUUAAAAUCUGUUUUCUUUCUGGCAUCUCAA